AUGGCGGCGUGCGCACAGAGGGCAGGAGCGCUGAUACGAUUAACACGAAAUGUGGACUUUAAGAGCGAACGCAUGUUCUCUGUGCGGCUGCAGGCUGCAGGCUCGAGCGGCGACCCGCCUAAAUUCACUCCUCCAUCCAAACCGGUGAUUGUGGAUAAGUCGAGACCUGAAGAAGCGGCGCGGCGGUUCCUCAGUCCCGAGUUCGUUCCUCCUCGGCAGCGCACGAACCCGCUGAAAUUCUCCCUCGAGCGCAAAGACAUGAUCCAGAGACGCAAAGUGCUAAACAUCCCCGAGUUCUACGUGGGAAGCAUCCUGUCUGUCACCACGUCAGACCCGCACGCCGCCAACAACACCAACCGCUUCGUGGGGAUCUGCAUCCAGCGCUCGGGUGCGGGGCUCGGCGCCACCUUCAUCCUCAGGAACAUCAUCGACGGACAGGGAGUGGAGAUCUGCUACGAGCUGUACAACCCUCGGAUAAAGCGCGUCGAGGUGCUGAAGCUGGAGAAGAGACUGGACGAUAACCUGAUGUACCUGAGAGAUGCCCUGCCUGAGUACAGCACCUUCGACUUCGACAUGAAGCCCGUUCACCUGUCGCCCACGCAGGACGUCCCCAUCAACGAGCUGAAGGUUAGGAUGAAGCCGCGCCCGUGGUCCAAGCGCUGGGAGCGUCCCAAGUUUAACGUCCAGGGAAUACGCUUUGACCUGUGCCUGACCCCGGAGCAAAUGGAGCACGCUCAGAAGUGGGCGGAGCCGUGGAGGAAGUACGACAUGCUCAAGGAGUACGACACUUCCUCACUGGAGGAGAAGAUCUAUCAGGAAGUACAGGCCGAGCUCAAAAAGUGACUGAACGCUUCUAAAAGUGGACUCAUAAAGCUGUGUGUUUCUGUGAAGUGAAUAAAUAUGUAUUUGUGUCA
This is a messenger RNA of Clarias gariepinus (North African catfish), 914 nucleotides long. It is a transcript of the gene mrpl19, whose product is annotated as mitochondrial ribosomal protein L19. The coding region runs from base 1 to 843 and encodes 280 amino acids. Gene Ontology annotation, cellular component: ribosome; mitochondrial large ribosomal subunit. Gene Ontology annotation, molecular function: structural constituent of ribosome. Gene Ontology annotation, biological process: translation. The transcript is spliced from 6 exons. Lineage: Eukaryota; Metazoa; Chordata; Actinopteri; Siluriformes; Clariidae. The record is from RefSeq and is a predicted model, not a curated record.